UCGCCCCCAGAAGCGCCACCACACCGACCCGUCUAAAAAGAAAAAAAAAUCGGGGGCGGCGAAAACCCUCAAACCCUAAUCCCUUCGCUUCCUCAUGGCGGACCCCGACGCUGCGCCGCUGACCCCGCCGCCAGAGGUAGUAGCCCCCGAGGAGCAUCCGGCGGCAGCCGAAUCCGCCGCCGCCGCGGCGCAGGAGGUGGCCGCGGCGGGCGAAGUCGAUCACAAGAGGAAGCUUGAGGAGGUCGGCGCCGAUGCGGAGGCGAACGGCGACGGAGAGGACGCCAAGCGACCCCGCGUGGACGGCGAGACCGACGCCUCCGCAGGGACUGAGCAGCAGAACGAUGGGUCCUCCGUGAAUGUCGAGGAGCCCGCAGCUGCAGGCGACGGCAACGUUGCCCCUACCGAGGGGGUGGCAGAUGGUGAUAAUUGCGCGGUCGCGGCUUCUGAGGUUCUGCCACUCGAGCCCACACCAGAAGCAGCAGCUGGAGCUCCACAGCAAGAAGGUGAAGCAGCAACUGCCUCGCAUGAGACAUCUCGUAAAAUCGAAGUGCCCAAUAGCAAGGUUGGUGUACUGAUUGGUAAAGCUGGCGAAACAAUCAGGAACUUGCAAACGAGCUCGGGUGCAAAGAUCCAAAUCACCAAGGACGUCGAUGCUGAUUCGAAUGCUCUGACCCGGUCGGUCGAACUAGUUGGAAACCUUGCAAGUGUUGAUAAAGCUGAGCAGCUUAUUAAGAGUGUUAUAGCUGAGGCUGAGGCUGGAGGUUCGCCUGCUUUAAUAGCUAGAGGCUUUGGAAGUGGACAGUCAGGAUCCGAGCAGUUUGAGAUGACAGUUCCUGAUAACAAGGUUGGCCUGAUUAUUGGAAAAGGUGGCGAGACAAUUAAAGGCCUGCAAACAAGAUCUGGGGCUCGUAUUCAGUUGAUACCCCAACAUCCUCCAGAGGGUGUUACAUUGACUGAAAGAACUGUACGUGUAACUGGGAAUAAGAAACAGAUUGAAGUCGCAAAGGAUUUGAUCAAGCAGGCUAUGAAUCAGAAUUUCUCAAAGCAUGUGAACCAAUCUGGUGGAUAUGGUCCGCAAGGUUACCGCCCUCAGGGUCAUGGUGCAGCUUCGCAGUGGGGGCCACGUUCUCAAAGUCAGCCUGGUUAUGGGUACCCACCAAGAGGUAUGCCUCCACCUCAGAACUACAACCCACCCUACGGUGGUUACCCACAGCAGGGACCACCAAGAGGCAGCAUGGGCUGGGACCAAAGGCAGGGCCCUCCGCCCCAUCCUUCAUAUCAGGGUGGUGGUUCUGACUACUACAAGCCGGGAUCUCAACCAUAUGAUAGCCAGCCACCAAGCUACCCUCCUGGACCAGGGAACUACAACAGUUAUGGGCAAUCUCAGGCUCCUGGAUAUGGACAACCUCCGUAUCCGCAACAUGCGCCUCCACAGAACUAUGGCCAUGGGUAUGGUGAUCCUAGAUACAAUGCUCCGCCUCCGAACCAGUACUAUGGGCAGCCACCUAUGGCCCCCCAGCAAGGCUAUCCUCAACAGGCAGAUCCUUAUGCUAGGCCUCCAUACAGUGGACCGGGACAAUGGGCUCCCAGAGGUGCUCCGGCUGCAGAUGGCUCCUACCAGGCACCACCGCCUGCAUCUUAUGGGCCACCCUCCCAGCAACCUCCUGCUUAUGGCCAAACAUAUGGCGCAGCAACUGCACCUGAUGGGUAUGCUCAACAGGGCUACCCACAGCAGAGUGGGCAAGCACCAGCUCCAUAUGGCCAGAAUGCACCAGCAGCACCAAGCUAUCCUCAGCAAGGCACCCAGCAAGGUGGCUAUGCACAGUACCCACAAACCCAACCAGCAUAUGGUGAUCAAGCAGCUCAAGCCAAUUCGAACUAUGGCUACCAGGGAGCUCCAGCAGAUCCCAACUAUGGAAGUGCCUACCCACAAUCAGGAUAUGGAGCUCCGGCAGCUGGUCAGCCUGGUUAUGCUUCUGCACCAGCAGCUGGCCAGCCUGCAGCAUAUGGCCAGGCAGGAUACACCCAACCAACUACAAACCCUCCAAGUUAUGAUCAGUCUGCAGCAGCACCAGCUCAGAGCGGAUACGCUGCACCUGCCGCAAAUCCACAGCCUGCUCCAGCAAAGGGGGUGUCACCACAGCCUGCUGCUGGAUAUGCCGGUGGGCAGUGGGCAGCAUGAACCUCUCUCAAACUUCACUGACAGCAAGAUCUUGUUGGGUACCUGUUCCAAUAUUUGGAUCUUUUGGAUGUUUCUGGGGAUGCAAUGGGCAGCGGACUUUUGUUAUCUGAAUGAGAUUGUAACCCUUCAAGUUGUAAUACUUGCAUUGCUGUAGAACCUAGUAGUCUGGUUAAGGUGACACUAAACAUCCUAUUCAGCUUUAA
Molecule: messenger RNA, 2385 nt
Organism: Panicum hallii
Lineage: Eukaryota; Viridiplantae; Streptophyta; Magnoliopsida; Poales; Poaceae
Product: far upstream element-binding protein 2
Exons: 7
Coding region: 95-2182 (695 amino acids)
Biological process (GO): regulation of gene expression
Cellular component (GO): cytoplasm
Molecular function (GO): mRNA binding
Source: RefSeq, a predicted model, not a curated record